GGCGCGGGACUGUCGGCCGCCUCUAUAAAAGCGGGCGCUGCGGGCUCCGUCUCUCUUCUCCUGCCUUCGCCACCACAAGCGACGGGGAAAACCCUGCCCUCCCCGGCCUUCGCCUCGCCCCACUUUCCGGUCCAAACUCCCCGCGGAGGGCAAUGAGAGCAGGGGCUGCGGGAAAGGGGACUCUGCCACGCCUUGCGGGACGUUGAAAACUCCCAGGCGAGAGAGAGGUCCCGCGUUGGAGCCGCGGAGGAUUGGAAAGGGGGACGUGGGCGCGCGCUCUCUCUCUCUCUCUGUGUCUCUCUCUCUGUCUCACUUGCCUGCGGUUCAAGAUGCUCCCUCCUCCGGCCAGAGACUCUCCGCCUCGGCCCCUUCUGCUGGGCGCCUGGCUGCUCUGGGCGCAGAGCUGCCUCUCCCAACAAGUCCUGAGUGGUCAAAAGAUAUGCUAUGGUGAUUCAACACAUCCGUGCUACAUGAUCGCCUAUUUUCAAGACUUGUCCAGACGUGUGGGCUUCCAGGAGGCUCGCCAAGGCUGUGAAAUGGAAGGUGGAGUGCUCCUAAGCCUUGAAAGCGAAGCAGAACAGAAGCUAAUAGAAAGUAUGUUGCAGAACCUCACAAAGUCAGGCCCCGGGAUAUCUGAUGGGGACUUCUGGAUUGGGCUGUGGAGAAGUGGUGAAGGUCAAACUACUUCAAGUGCCUGCCCUGACCUUUACAAAUGGACAGAUGGAAGCAGUUCUCUUUUCAGAAAUUGGUAUACAGAUGAGCCUUCCUGUGGAAGUGAAGCCUGUGUUGUGAUGUAUCAUCAACCAACUGCAAACCCAGGUUUGGGAGGACCUUAUCUUUACCAAUGGAAUGAUGACAGAUGCAACAUGAAGCACAAUUUUAUCUGCAAGUACAAGCCAGAUGAUGUCUCAGAAAAAGAAUUAGGAGACAGAGUGGAUUCACAUUAUGAAGUUCAAGCAACAGUGCCAACAGGGAAGCCUCAUGAUUCAAGCAAGACAGAAGACCAUUUUCCAGUGGUUGUUACCGAAACUGGUGGUUUAAUUCCCAAUCUAAUUUAUGUUGUUAUACCAACUAUACCACUGCUGUUGUUGAUACUGGUGGCUUUUGGGACUUGCUGUUUUCAGAUGCUAAACAGGAGUAAAGGAAGAACAAAAACCAGUCCGGACCAGUCUACACUAUGGAUUUCUAAGUAUCCAAGGAAAGAAAGUAGCAUGGAGGUAUAAAUGACUUUUAAAAAAGAAGGAAUGACUCUUUUCCAUUCAGGAUAUCUUAUAAUGUCAUGUCAGAUAUUAGCUUGGAAUGGCUUGAAAUUGCAAUGGAUCAGCAAGAUGAUCUGGAAGCUCCCCCUUGAGGCAAUUGCUCGGAUCGUUUUUAUAUGCAGUGUUUGUUUUCUAAUGCAGUAGUGACACAUGGCACUCUGAAAGAGGGAAAAUGCAUUUAUUUUGCUAAGGAAAAUGAUUCUGCUACAGGUAGUAAUGAGAUGGAGAGAGCAUUUGGAAUAUAUGUGGGAAUAUGUCUACUGUUAUGUGUCAGUUCUAGAACAAUUGUUUCUAGUUUACAUCUGAUUUUUUUCUUGUUUAUUUCCUCUUAUAUUGUACCAUUUCUCAUUAAUGUAUGUAAUGUAAAUUCAAUUAAUAUAAAUAUACAAUGUAACAAAAUAAUUUAUCUUUGCAUAAAAAAUGAUAAAAUAUUGA
This is a messenger RNA of Anolis sagrei ordinatus, 1694 nucleotides long. It is a transcript of the gene CHODL, whose product is annotated as chondrolectin. Gene Ontology annotation, cellular component: cytoplasm. The record is from RefSeq and is a predicted model, not a curated record. NCBI's taxonomy places the organism in Eukaryota, Metazoa, Chordata, Lepidosauria, Squamata, Anolidae. Gene Ontology annotation, biological process: positive regulation of axonogenesis.